Molecule: messenger RNA, 1674 nt
Organism: Scomber japonicus (chub mackerel)
Lineage: Eukaryota; Metazoa; Chordata; Actinopteri; Scombriformes; Scombridae
Exons: 6
Coding region: 1-1674 (557 amino acids)
Biological process (GO): immune response
Cellular component (GO): external side of plasma membrane
Source: RefSeq, a predicted model, not a curated record
AUGGCAGUGGAGCAGGGGCCUCAAGACCGAUCCCUGUGGAACCCCAUAUGGCAGUUGAGCAGGGGCCCUAAGACAGACCCCCGUGGAACCCCAUAUGGCAGUGGAGCAGGGGCCCUAAAAUCGACCCCUGUGGAACCCCAUACGUGGAGCAGGGGCCUUAAGACCGACCCCUGUGGAACCCCAUACGGCAGUGGAGCAGGGGCCCUAAGACAGACCCCUGUGGAACCCCAUACGUGGAGCAGGGGUCCUAAGACCGACCCCUGUGGAACCCCAUACGGCAGUGGAGCAGGGGCCUUGAGACAGACCCCUGUGGAACCCCAUAUGGCAUGGAGCAGGGGCCCUAAAAUCGACCCCUGUGGAACCCCAUACGGCAGCGGAGCAGGGGCCCUAAGACAGACCCCUGUGGAACCCCAUACGGCAGUGGAGCAGGGCCCUGAGAUCGACCCCUGUGGAACCCCAUAUGGCAGCGGAGCAGGGGCCCUAAAAUUUACCCCUGUGGGACCCCAUACGGCAGUGGAGCAGAGCUGGAUUCUGAAGUUCCAAGGCUCACACUCAUGCUGCUCCUUGACAACUAAAGAUGUUCUAGUCUGCGUUGUUGAAACAGUCCUGGAGCUGAGGGACAGCAUCCUCACUCCACAAUCACAAGUCAACAACAUCAAAAACAUCCCUGUCUCUGUAGGUUCGACGACAGGACGACACUCCUUGUGGGCGCUGGCCACCUACAUCUCAGGGUCAACGCCGUUUCCAGAGUUCAGUGGGGUCCUGAUGUUGGACGACAUUCAGGUGGGCUACUUCGACUCGGUGACGGACCGAUUCAGGGAAAACGGUGAGGAGGGAGCAGAGCUGGACCUGGGUCAGCAGGCCGGGUACAUACAGCAGGAAAUGUUCUGUAACAUGAAGAAGCGGCUGGCGCUGGUCAAACAGCGUUUCAAUCUGACGGCGGGGGUCCACGUCCAGCAGAGGCUGACAGGCUGCGAGGUGCUGCAGGAUGGUCAGCCGGCACUCAUCAUGUUCAGAGAUGGCUCCAACGGACAAGACGCCGACAGCCUGAUGUACAACAUGACACACUUCACCUACGCCAGCGGUGACAGCUGGGAGAUCCAGUGGGACACUAUGGAGCAGACAUACAUUCGGACACUCUACUCCAACAUCUACCUGCCCUUCUGUGUACGGACACUUAAACACCUCCUGGACCAAAACAAACGUCUGGUGAAACGUCGGGUUCAACCUCGAGUCCGCUUCAUAACGAAGCCGUUGUCAGGCGGAGCUCGGGUCACCUGUCUGGCCACAGACUUCUACCCUCGCCACAUCAACCUGACGCUACUGCGGGACGGCCAGCCAGUGGACGAGGACCAGCUGACGGGCGGUGAGGUGCUGCCCAACGGCAACGGCCUCUAUCAGGUGAGGAAGACGUUGACCGUCACGGACGAAGAGCUUCAGCGGAAACACAGCUACACCUGCACCACCGCUCACCUGAGCUUGGACAACCGGCUGGAGGUGAGCUGGAGGGCGGAGUUCUCCCGUUCUCACAGGGUUCACAUCAUCUCCGCCCCCGCCAGCCUGGCUAUCGCUGCCGUCCUGCUGCUGCUGCUGCUGUGGUGGAGGAAGAGGAGACGCACACUGCGGUCAGAGGGAAUCGCCGUGGAAACACAGGAGCAGCCAGGAGAAGAGUAA